Molecule: messenger RNA, 948 nt
Organism: Argentina anserina (silverweed cinquefoil)
Lineage: Eukaryota; Viridiplantae; Streptophyta; Magnoliopsida; Rosales; Rosaceae
Exons: 8
Coding region: 1-948 (315 amino acids)
Source: RefSeq, a predicted model, not a curated record
AUGGAGGUGUGUAUUGCAACUGUGGAGGUUCAAAUAGAACCACCCAACAGAGGCAGGAAACCACCAUGUCCUCUCCCUCCAGGGCCGUUGCAUUCAAAUGCUCUCCCUCUCUCCUAUUCUCUUCAAAAACACGGAUGGACUCCAAACCCAGAACCCUCCAAAACCCCUUUUCUAGUUCCACCUCAAGCGCUGACACUGCUGAAGCCUCUAUCACAUUGCAAGAAUGGCAAGCUUGGGGCACCACCUCCCCUGUCCUCGCCUUGGUCACCAAUUUUUUUUUCGGGAUUUGAAGGUUUGGAGAAGGAUAUUGAUGCCCAAAUGAGCUUUGGCGGCCAUGGUGGCAAGCUUCAGGGAGAUUUUAAAGUCCAAGAGGAUAGAAAACACAGGAAGACAUAUAAGGCUUUAAGUGAUUCCGAACAAAAGCUUCAGUUUUUUUCGGCUCGACAAAUAGCAUGCCGAGUGCUCGGAAGUAGAGGCUACCUUUGUCAAAAGUGCUGGCUUCCUUUGGAGGAUUGUAUGUGUUCAAGAUUGGUGCACUACCCUCUUUGGCCUCGAAUGCGAUUCUGGUUAUAUAUGCAUCCAAAUGAUUUCUUAAGGCAGAACAAUACUGGAAAGUUGUUAUGGCAAGUAUUUGUCACUGAAGCUGCAACUUUGUGCCUCUUUGGCAUCACUGAACAGGAAGAAAUAAUGUGGGAUGCAUUCAAGCUUGCAGCUAGAUGUUAUAAGAAACUAGUUCUGUGGAAAAACAAUGUUUGUUGCCUCUAUCCCAACAAAAAUGGUAUGGUAACAUCGGUUCAGCAUGUAUUUGGCCAAGAAUCUGCAGCUGACCUGGAAGGUCCAUAUACCAAGGUGAGAUUGAGAGUUUUGGCGAGGAAAGAGUGGCUUGUGUUUGUGGUUGGAGUAGGUGAGGCCGGUGGUAAAGUUUGGUGUUUUGGUGGAAGAUUUUAG